Molecule: messenger RNA, 1632 nt
Organism: Aedes albopictus (Asian tiger mosquito)
Lineage: Eukaryota; Metazoa; Arthropoda; Insecta; Diptera; Culicidae
Product: facilitated trehalose transporter Tret1
Exons: 7
Coding region: 163-1551 (462 amino acids)
Biological process (GO): transmembrane transport
Cellular component (GO): membrane
Molecular function (GO): transmembrane transporter activity
Source: RefSeq, a predicted model, not a curated record
UGAUUGAUUUACAUGCUUCACAAACAAAGCACUACUGGACGCCUCCAACACCGUCACUGUACGAUGGGAUGAUAAUAUCUGUCGACAAUGACUACCGUAUUCAAAGCUAUUUGACACCGAAUUGGCACUGGACUGGUACUGGCGAACGUUAUCCACCCGAGAAUGAGUGAAAAAUUAGGACUUUCCAAUGGUGUUCUUAACCAAGUGUUUUCGGUUUGCACGAUUAACAUCAUAAACCUCGCUCAUGGCACAACACUCGGGUGGCUGUCUCCGUUCCUUCCGCUGCUCCAGUCGGAAAAUUCACCGUUGGAAACGGGACCAGUGACCAUCGAGCAAGGUUCAUGGAUCGGAUCGAUUCUCUGCCUAGGAGGUUUGGCAGGUGCAAUCAUCUACGGAAGCCUUACCAGCAGACUCGGCGUGAAACGAUGUAUUUCAUGCAUAAUUAUUCCAAACAUCAGCUUUUGGGUGAUUGUGUAUUUUGGAACAUCGGUAUAUCACCUUUAUAUUGCCAGAUUUAUAGCAGGGGCAACGGGGGGAGGUAUUAUGGUUACUUUUCCUCUUUUCAUAGCCGAUAUCUCCGAUAACAAAAUCCGUGGAAUCCUGGGAUCGUGCAUGGCUCUCUUUGGCAAUUCUGGCAUUCUUCUAAUGUACAUUGUUGGUGAUUUGUUGUCUUACAGGACAGUUCCUUUGGUGAUGAUGUCUGUGCCUCUUUUGUUCGGAAUCAUCAUGUACUUCAUACCGGAAACGCCUCAAACGUUGCUUAGAAAGCGAAAGGUUGAAGAAGCUGCAAAAUCUUUGAAAUUUUUCAAAGGAAUUACUCCUGGUACAAAAGACAUGAUUGCGUUUGAACGCGAUUUCGAAGUAUUACAAAACUUUGUAACAAAUAGCAAAGCUCAAACCACCAAGCUACAACUAAGUGAUUUCACUUCACCACAAGCCAAAAAGGGAAUAUUUAUUGGAAUUUUCCUAAUGUUUCUAAAUCAAUUUUGUGGAAUUUUCGCCAUCCUCACCUAUGCGGUUACAAUCUUCCAAGAGUCCGGAUCCGAUCUGAGCCCCGGUGCAUCAGCCAUCAUCAUCGCGGCAAUCCAAAUCCUCGGCACGGUGGCUUCGUUCGUUUUCGUUGAUUUGGCCGGAAGAAAAGUUCUGCUGCUGGUUUCCACCUUUGGCACAGGAGUUGGGCUAAGCUGCUUGGGAACUUUUUCAUGGUUGAAGGAGCAUCAAUUCGAUUUAACAGGAUUUGGUUGGAUUCCUGUUGUUAUCCUGUCGAUUACGAUGUUCAUUUUCUGUGUUGGUUUGUGUAGCAUUCCAUUUUUCGUAUUACCGGAAAUACUGCCGGCAAAGAUUUGCAACGUUGGGAAUACCAUCAGCAUGAUUUCAAUUACAAUAUUUUCAUUCGUGGUUCUCAAGAUUUUACCGAUUAUGCUGGAGCAGAUUGAGCUUUACGGUGCAACUGCAGUGUUUGCUGGUACAUGCUUUGUCGGUGUUAUUAUUAUUGCCAUAGUCAUUCCAGAAACCAAAGGGAAGAACUUAGUUGUUCCAGAGAGUGUUUGAGUUUGAAUGCCUACCACAGAUCUCAGAUGUGGUCUUUGAUCGAAGUCAAAAUGUACAAAACAUACGGUGCGCAGUAAUAAA